AUGCCGCCCACUUACAGACACGAUUUCGUGCUCUCGUCGUUGCGGUCGAGGGUGAACGAAGAGAAACGAAGACGACGAAAAGUGCCUCGCUCUGUGGAUAGAUUUAUAAGGGAAGGUCCUGAGGACAUCAACAAUUCCACUCUGGAUACCACGCUGCUCAUAUGUCCCCGCGGCGCCGUUGGCGGUUGCAGCACCCCCGGCAGUAGAGUGGAUCCCUGGUGGAAUCCUGGUUCCCUCUUCCCCUCGCCCCCUGGGCCCCCAAGGAUCGACGAGGGGGCACCGGAUAACAACGGUGGUAGCGCCGGUUUCCAGCUCUGUUCACCGCCGAGCCGUAACGCGAAUAGUCCGCCGUCCCAUCAACGCCACCAGCCGCCAUCGUCCCACCUUCACCACCACCACCACCACCACCAGUCGAACGCGUGCAGGAACGCUACGUGCAACUACGCCAUCUCCCCUAACUUGGCCCCUUCGUGCUCGACGCAGGGCCUCGGCCGCGCGGACACGCGAGCCGCCGAUGCCGUCGUCGUAGCCUCGUACGGCGUCGCCUCGUCGUCCCCGGAGCCAUCGUCGUCUUCCUCGUCCUCGUCGUCCUCAUCGUCCUCCUCGUCGGCCGGCAAUCUCAUCCUCUCCGCCCUGCUCACCACCACCGCGGAGGACGGAGGAGUACCCGAAGAUACGAGCGGAGGAACGAAGGGCGGGAACUUCGCCACCUUCAACGCUUCCCUGCUCACCUCGUUGCUGUCCACCUCGUCCCGGAUCCAACGCCAGCGAAACGACACCGACGAGGACCACAACCACCACCACCACCACCACCACCACCACCACCACCUCGUGCCGAGGGCGUCGUGCGCCAAGCUCACGACCGAGGAGCAUCACCAUCAUCGUCAGCAAAGGGCGACGAAGGUCGAGGAGGGGACGGGCAAGGUAGAAUACCACCCCCCCCUCGCGGUGGUCGGCCAAUCGUCGAGGGAGGCCGGGGAGGAGGAGGGGCUGGGUGCCACGUCGCCCUACGACAUCGUAUCCGAAGGGAGGUGCCAGGCGUCCUCGUCCGGGAAGGGCGGCGGCGAGGUGGCCGCUGUGUCGCCAACCCCGGACAUCGUGAUCGAGAUGAAGUACGAGACCCAGUCGGGGCCCCCCGCGGCCCCCCCUCACCUCACCUCAUCCGGGGUCGAGCCCCCGCACAGCAGCCAGGGGACGGGGAUCGUGGUCGGCGGCUCCCCUGCCGAGGUGGUCGGGGUGGACAGCCUGCUCCUCUCCCCGUGGGGCGCGACCGGCCCGGACUUCCUCGAGCCGCCCGACGUGAAGCAAACGGCAGCUGGUCUGCAGGACGCGUGGGACACCCUCCUCCUCGGCUCGUCGGUCGGCGUCGCCUCCGCCCAGUCGUUGGCCGAGUUGAAGCCCCUUCCUCCCUUCACCGGGUACACAGGCCACCUGAGCAUCAACGGCAUACCCGGCCACCACUAUCACACCAUAGCCUCGUCCGCCCAGAGGCCCUCCUUACCCUCCUCCUCCCCCACCUCCUCCUCGAACCAGGAGUACUACGAGUCACCGGUCGUGUCCUCGAGCACGCCGUGCCCCCAGGGCAGCCAGAAGCAGCAGCAGCAGCAACAGCAGCAGCAGCAGCAGCAGCAACACCAGCAACAACACCAGCAACAACAGCAGCAGCAGCACCAUCAUCAACACCAUCAGCAACAACAAUUGCCGCAAUCGUCGCAGCCGGUCGACUACGACAUCGAGGACAUCGCGGAGAUAAUCGGGUCGGCGAUAGCCGACACGACGGUGCCGGGCGGCGGGAACGGGCCGGGGUCGGAGCACGACCCCGAGGCGUCCCGGGACUGGAUCGACAUAGCCGACUGGAUCGACACGGCGUGCUCCCCCAAGGCGCAGGAGACCACGUCCCCGAGCCCGUACUCGCAGAUAUACGGGACGGCGACACCCUCGACCCAGGCCCAGCAGCACGGGUCCACGUUGCAGAGCUUGCUGACGCACGGUUACGCGCCGUUGAUCAACGCCCGGCUCCAGUCGGCCAACGCCGCCCUCCAGAACACGUCCUGCGGGGAGACCCCCUCCUCGACCAGCCCCUAUCCACCGGUCAGCCCGCCGGGCAGGGUGUCCACCUCGUGCAGCCCCGACCACCUCCUGCACUCGUCGUUCGCCGCGCCCUCCCACCCAAGGAAGAGGUCGAGGCCCGCCCCCGCCUCCCAGAACCCGUCCAAGAAGAGCCCGGCCGCGGGCGCGACCGCGCUACCCUACGGGACCGAGUCGGGCCUGAUCGGGGGCAAGGAGAAACCCGUGCACAGAUGCUCCAUUUGCAACAGGGGUUUCCUGAACAAGAGCAACAUUAAGGUGCACCUGAGAACGCACACGGGCGAGAAACCGUUCAGGUGCGAGGUGUGCGGGAAAGCGUUCAGGCAGAAGGCACACUUGAUCAAGCAUCAACAGAUUCACAAGAGGAUCGGCAGGGACUAAGAUGCCCUC
Molecule: messenger RNA, 2478 nt
Organism: Apis florea (little honeybee)
Lineage: Eukaryota; Metazoa; Arthropoda; Insecta; Hymenoptera; Apidae
Gene: ich
Product: zinc finger protein ichor
Biological process (GO): embryonic pattern specification; regulation of transcription by RNA polymerase II; embryo development
Cellular component (GO): nucleus
Molecular function (GO): DNA-binding transcription factor activity, RNA polymerase II-specific; RNA polymerase II transcription regulatory region sequence-specific DNA binding
Source: RefSeq, a predicted model, not a curated record